GCCGGAGUCCGCCGAGCCGGCCGAGCCGCGGGAGCAGUCGCCAUCGCCGGAGCCACCCGGCCGCCCUGAGAACGGCCUGCUCUCGCCCAAGGAGGAGCCGGCCAGCGGCGAGGACGACGACGGCGACGACGACGAGGAGGAGGCGACCACGGCCGAGCGGCGCCUCGAGGAGGACAUCGAGCUGGUCAGCGGCGACACAGAGGACGGCUCGGCCGAGGAGCGCACCGCCACGCCACCCAGCGCCGCCCAGACGACGCAGUCGACCUCGGAGGCGGCCGCCAGCACGCUCAUCAGCUCGUGCGGCGCCGACAACCUGCCCUGGAAGGACCCCAGGUGGAGCAGCUUAUUGCCCGAGGAGAAGGUGAUGGAGGCAAUGGGCAACAUGCUGGACGUUCCCACGCUGGCAGCUAAGCUGAUGAAGAACCUCUUCACUGAAGAGGAGCGCAUCAGCUCCAACACCACUGGGGACCACGGGAAGCAGAUCUUCGACAAGGAGAAAAUGGACCUGAUCAAGUCGAUCGUGUUUCACGUGAGCAAGGUGGCGGAGGAGGACCAGUUCGGACGGGACGAUCUCUGGGUGCGCUGUAAGAUGAAGAUCGACAAGUGGAAUCGCGACCUCAGGUACAGGUACGCGCGCAAGAAGAAGGACAAGGACACGUCGCUGCCGACCAUGGUUAAGCUGGAAUACUCGGCCACCAGCGGUCGCGACGAGGACUGGGAGCGCGAGCCGCGCGACCAGCUGCCGCUGGCGCUGAACUCACCCUGGCUGGCCGACUCCAAGCCAUACAGCCUGCAGUCGCCGCCGGUGACACCCCAGUGCAGCGCCGACGUGUAGGCGUGCCGCCGCCCGCCCGCCGCCCAUGUGCCAAGCAGUCGCGCCACCGCGCCAGCGACCGACCGCGCGCCGUCGCCAGCCGCCAGCUGCCGAGAGAUCUGAGUGUGUGCUGUCCGCGGCGCUGCCGCCGGCGGCUGAGAGGUCGGCCGGCCCGGCCCGGCGCGGCCCGGCGGCCGGCGAGACAGGCCGCCCGCUCUCAGCGUCAUCCGCAGACGUGUGCUGGCUGCUACACGCCGAGUAGAUUAUACACGUGUGACUAGCACAGCUAACACCGCCUAGGGGUAUUAUACGGAGGUCUAACAGCUAGCGCGGAGAGAUGCUUUAGAUCUGAGUCGGUUUCAGGUCAGUAUAUUUACCGUUACCCUCUGUGCGCGCCGUGGAGUCGUUGGCUCUAUGUAUGCCCGGUUGUGCUGCUGUGCGGUGGCUUGGGCCGCCCGUCCGUUGGGGAGGGGCUGGUCUGUACAGGACGGAGGGGGGAGGGCUCGAGCGCCGCGCCGAGUGCGUACUUAAGCGGAGCGGGGCUCGCGGCCCGGGUGUACUUACCGGACUGGCCGCGUGCUGGCCAGUCCGUGCUGGCGCCAGUAUUACGGCGGCGGCGGCCAGCGGGCAGAGGGGGGGGGGGGGGGGGGGCGAGGCCCGCCCCGCACCCUGUACAUAUUCACACCGCGCACGCGCGCUCCGCGGUGGCGCCUUCAUUCCAGCACGAUUAUCAGCAACAUUCCACGGCCGGUGUCCGCGCGGCCGGCGCGCCGUUAUGACGUGUUUUGAAGUGUUUAUGAGGCGCGGCGGCGCGCCGUCGGGCCGCUCCGUCUCGCAGCUUACCUCUGCCGUGGGUGGACCACCUUUCAUAGCCGCCAUCGGGCCCGCCGCCCGCUGUAUACAUACAUGUUACUGUGCCUGUUUAUAAGAGGCGUGUGCGCGCGCGGUGUGUGCGGGCGCCCCAAGCCCGCCUGUCUCUCCUGUUGCGCGACCGUGCCGGUCGCCCUCGCCCUUCUUUCUUACUGAAUUACCGUGCCGUGCGUCUUUGGCUAGAUUUUGUAGGACUUUCGAUGCUGUUUGCACGUGUGCGCCGUGCAGCCUGGGUAUAGCGGUACUGCACGGGCCUAGGAGGAAGCCCGCCGAUGAACUGACGUGUGCGUGUACGAUUAAUCAGGCGCUGUGCCCGUGGACCACCUGGUAUUUAUGUCAAAUGUAUUUGACUGUCCCUACUUGUUCGCAAACGGCUCGCCCAGGCUGUUCGGAUCUGGAAGUUUCAGUCUGUAACCGUUCCGGUACCUUCCAAAUGACGUCAGCUGAUGCUGGUUCAGGCCCGUGGGCAGUGGCCGCAUUCUGUUCUGCCGGUUCGCCCCCUCCGCCCGCCGUGCAUGACAAUCUGAUCUCCCGUGUUGCAUUGUAGUGAUGUGUAUGACCGGCGUGGUGCCACACUUGUCCGCCGAGCGGCGCCACCUGUCCGUCGGUAGGCGCCGCGUACAAACCCGCAUCAUGUGAGCAAUAAAUGGACGAGCUGA
This is a messenger RNA of Pollicipes pollicipes, 2343 nucleotides long. RefSeq lists its product as uncharacterized. The record is from RefSeq and is a predicted model, not a curated record. Bases 365 to 835 code for a protein of 156 amino acids. Lineage: Eukaryota; Metazoa; Arthropoda; Thecostraca; Pollicipedomorpha; Pollicipedidae. The transcript has 6 exons. Gene Ontology annotation, molecular function: DNA binding.